This is a messenger RNA of Castor canadensis (American beaver), 2843 nucleotides long. It is a transcript of the gene Cideb, whose product is annotated as cell death inducing DFFA like effector b. Lineage: Eukaryota; Metazoa; Chordata; Mammalia; Rodentia; Castoridae. Gene Ontology annotation, biological process: regulation of apoptotic process; apoptotic process. The record is from RefSeq and is a predicted model, not a curated record.
AGCUCUGCCUCCCAAGUAGCUAGGAUUAUAGGUAUGAGCCACUGGUGCCUGACUCAAUCCUAUACUUGGAAGGUCAGCUCAGGAAGCAAGAGUGAGGGAGCAGGGGAAGAUGGGAAAGAAAGCCAGUAAGAACCUGUUAUUGUGUUCCUUAGGUAGGCAUGGAACCUCUAGAAGUGUACAGAAUGCCCAAAACAGAAGAGUGGGGCAUGCUAUAUCAUUUGAGGAUUACGCUAGAAGUGUCAAGCCCCUGUAUUUUCCCCUUGCACUUGUAAGGGUUUGAGUGAGGUGCCACAGAUUUUGACAAGGCUUCUUCCACCUUAGCCAAACUCACAGCCAAAGUGACACCAAAAGCAUGCAGGAGAGUUCCUAGAAGUAGUGCUGUAAAUCACCCCAAGAAUAGGGCCAUGUGGGAUUCCAAAGAAGGAAGCACUAGAUGUCAAGGCAAUCGGUCUAAAGUGUUUACAGAAGUGGGCUUACAGAGUAGUCUGUAAUCAUUCUCUUGACACACAGGAAAAAGAAAAGAUGUUCUGUCUACCCUCCUGCCACAAAGGAGUUCAGGGUAUGGAGUUUGUGAGAGUUUCAAGGAAUUUGGUUUAGGGCUGAGGCUAGUUUCUUUCAGUGUUUUUGGCAACAGUGCCUGGCAAUGUUCAAUGUGCAGACUUAGGCUCAAGUCUGCACAAGAAAUGUAGCUGGCCUGGGUCACAGAGUAGUCAAGGCAUUUUGCGUCUCUCAGAUCACAGAAAGUAAGCUGGGGAACUGGGGACUCUGUAAGGCUCGCAGGGAGGAAAGUGGGGAUUCUGCGCAUGUGGGGGGUUUACUGUCAAUAAGUCCAAGUUUGUGUGCAAUUGUCCAUCACAGCUGCAAAUGAAAUCAAAGAGGGGACACAGGGGCACCAAAAGCUAGUCCUGAUGCCAUCGUAGGACACUCCCUCAUCCAUAUCUCCUUCAUUUCCAUUAACUGGCAAAAAGGAAGAGGUGAGAGAGGUGACUACUCCAGGGUCACUGAAGCAAGUUCUGGAGAAUGAAGCCAGCCCAAUAGGAGGAAGAAGGUAAGCAGGAAGGCCAGGGUAAAGGUCAGGAUCCUGAUUAUCCUGGAUCCAUGGGUCAGAAUCAGCUUCUCCCCACACAGCUCCCAGACUCAUUGCCCCACUUCUCAUUUUUUUCAUGCCUUGCCCAAGCUCCCACUGUUUCCCACCCUGAGCAAGUUUCCCCCACUCUCAGCCCAGCCUUUCCCAAAAGCAGCAGCUUAUGGACUUUCCAGUACAUGGCAACACAGUGUGUCAGAUCACAUGUGAUUUAGCUUCUCUGAGGUUAGGAGUCAGACACUGUUCCUAGAAAAUUAUCUCCACAGAAAUAAAAACACAAGGUCACAUUCCAUCUUUUUACAUAGUUCCUAGUUACCCUACACACACACACACACACACACACACACACACACACACUCACAUCACACACACUUCUAGGGAUUUGCUGGGAGUCCUACUUCUACCACCUUAUCUAGGCCCCUCCUCUUACCUCCUCUUGGACUUUGUCCUCAUUAGUGGCCAGGCAGGGGGACCAGAGUCCAGGCUUGACUCAUCUCCCCUCAACACAGCUAAGAUCCCAGCUUCAUAACAGAAAAUAACACUUCAGCCUCAGCACAGCCGAGAAUCAUUCAGCCCAGAAGCCACAGGGAGGCAACUCUCCUACUCCUCUCCACCAUGGACUAUCUCUCAGCCUUGAGCCCCAGUGGCCUACUCAGGUCAGUAUCCAAUAUGAGCUCAGAGUUUGGCCGUAGGGUCUGGACCUCAACUCCACCACCUCAGCGACCUUUCCGUGUCUGUGACCACAAGCGGACAAUCCGGAAAGGUCUGACAGCAGCCACCCGCCAGGAACUGCUAGAUAAGGCACUGGAGACCCUGCUCCUGAGUGGAGUACUAACACUGGUGCUGGAGGAGGAUGGGACUGGCGUGGAAAACGAAGACUUCUUCCAGCUGUUGGAGGAUGACACAUGCCUGAUGGUGCUGGAGCUAGGACAGAGCUGGAGCCCCCCCAGGAGUGGGGUACUGUUAUAUGGCCUGGGCCGAGAGAAGCCAAAGCACAGCAAGGACAUCGCCCGCAUCACCUUUGACAUAUACAAGCAAAAUCCUCGUGACCUCUUUGGCAGCCUGAAUGUAAAAGCCACAUUCUACGGACUCUACUCUAUGAGUUGUGACUUUCAAGGAGUUGGCCCCAAAAAAGUACUCAGGGAGUUCCUUCGUUGGACCUCCACGCUGCUGCAAGGCCUGGGCCAUAUGUUGCUGGGAGUUUCCUCAACCCUUCGCCAUGUAGUGGAGAGGGCUGAGCAGUGGCACCAGCAGGGUCACCUCCAUUCCUACUAAGCAGGGGCUCAGAUAUUUUGUUCCCAGACUUGUUCUGUAAGACACAUUAUGAAGUCUGUAACAGCAUCAGGUUUUGGUACCUGCAGACAGUACAGGAUGGAUAACUCGCCAGAUUUCCCCACUGUCCUCUGACCCUACUGUGACAGAACCUGUCAGCAGACUGCCCUACUCCCCCAGCGUAUACCUUUCCCUAAAGAAUGCUGCACAUCCUAGCCAUACUCCCGCCUCCUACUUACCCUGAAAGGCCACAAGCCAGUCCCCAAGCAUCCUUAUCCCACUCUGACUGCUGCCACAUCUAGAUUCUUACCAACUCCUCUUGUCGCUAAGAUCCCCAGUACACUGAUGACAGCCCUCUCUGAUAUUACCUUAAGAUCUCAAUUUCUUCAUACCUUUCUCCUAAAAACCAAAAACAUCUCUAAUAAAAAUAUAAAAACAUUUAUGCCAAUUAGACUUUUUUUUUUUUUUUUUUUGGAGACAGGGUCUC